Messenger RNA from Drosophila biarmipes, 964 nucleotides. RefSeq lists its product as uncharacterized. The record is from RefSeq and is a predicted model, not a curated record. The transcript is spliced from 2 exons. Lineage: Eukaryota; Metazoa; Arthropoda; Insecta; Diptera; Drosophilidae. The coding region runs from base 118 to 720 and encodes 200 amino acids.
UUCAUAUUAUGAAUUCUACUCAAGUAUCAAAUUCGGAGUGUUCUCUUCUUAAAUUUUCGUUUUAAAAAUAGUCAAAAUAUUGGUAUAUUUUUUUUGAAAUUUUGUUAUAAAAAAGUUAUGGAGAGAAAACAACGUAAAGAUUUUGGGCGUGGCAGAAAGAAAUGCACCAAGUCGCUCACGGAUCUGUUAUGUAGUGUGGGCGUUAAGGAUACUCAGGACUGGUUAGAUUAUGUUGACAAAAUCAUUGAAAAUAAAGCUGUAGUCCCCAAAUCGACAAACGAAUCUAAAAAUGUGGAAAUAAAUAAUCCUGGAAAUAAUGAAAAUAAAAAUUCUGGUAAACCCAUCUUGCUUCCUCCUCUUCCUUUAAUGGAUAAGCAGAGCAGAAAGAUGAAGAAGAUGAAGCUGGAAAUUAAAAAAUUGUUUGAGCCAGAGCUGCAAAGGGAAGAGCUACCCGAAAAGGAAAACAAGAUCUGCCAAGCUUUGGGUAAUUUCUUCUUGAUACUUUUUGAUCAGGGACCCAUUGAGCAAAUCAGUAGCCUUGUCUUCACCAUAUACACGAUGAUGAAGUGGGUGAUCUUGAGGUUAGAGGACAAGCCGAGCAUUGAACAUGAGCCCCAGGAUAAGGCAACUGCUUGCUUAGUCGAGAGAAUGGCCCCAUUCUGUUCCAAUCGGCAUCGAUCAUCCAUCAAAGAACGUACUUUAAAGGGUCGAGCUGGAUAAAGUUAUAAUCACUCCGCCACUCAUUAUAAAGUGUAUUGCUUAUCUCGCAAAAUAGCUACUAGCAAAACAAAAAAUUCAAGAAAUUCUAAGCAAAUUAUUUUGAUCCCUAGCAUAGCUACACUUUAAGCUUUAAUAUAGAAAGAUUCCUCUUUUCGGCAACAUACAAGUUUAUAGAUUUAUUUGUAAUGUAAUAACAUAUAAGAAAAUAUUGAUUUUAUAAUAAAAUUUAAAGGAAAUAACCUCA